UCUCAUCUUCCGUCUUGUUGCAGAUGAAGAUUAUGAGGGGGAAAUUUCUGAGGGCAUGCCUGGAAAAGUGGCGGAGAAUGGGGAGCAGAGUGAUACCAUCAGCAGGGUGCGACUACUGCUGCCAGUGGGCACUGUGGCCUUCCAUGCACGAAGGCAGCUCCAUUCCAAGAGAUGUCCCAAAGGGACACUUAGUAGUGUAUGUGGGUGAAAAUUACACGAGGUUUGUCAUUAAAAUAACUCUGCUCAAGCACCCACUCUUCAAGGCAUUGUUGGAUCAGGCUCGGGACGAGUAUGAUUUCAUUGCUGCCUCCAAACUCUGUAUCCCUUGCGACGAGAACAUUUUUCUGAGCGUGGUUCGAUGCGCCAGCUCUCCUCAGGAUCGAAGUUCCUUCUCUUCGUGCCUUUGAGAACAUAUUUGUUUCUUCACAAAAAA
Molecule: messenger RNA, 433 nt
Organism: Vitis riparia (riverbank grape)
Lineage: Eukaryota; Viridiplantae; Streptophyta; Magnoliopsida; Vitales; Vitaceae
Product: indole-3-acetic acid-induced protein ARG7
Exons: 1
Coding region: 24-407 (127 amino acids)
Biological process (GO): response to auxin
Source: RefSeq, a predicted model, not a curated record